Molecule: messenger RNA, 729 nt
Organism: Gilbertella persicaria
Lineage: Eukaryota; Fungi; Mucoromycota; Mucoromycetes; Mucorales; Choanephoraceae
Exons: 1
Coding region: 1-729 (242 amino acids)
Source: RefSeq, a predicted model, not a curated record
AUGAUGGAUAAGUUACCCUUUGAAGUAAUUCUGCAGAUAUUGGAUUAUGUGCCUUUAUCUUCAUUUCAGUCACUUUAUGCUGUAUUUCCUCAAGUGAGAGUAGAUGAAGCAUUGGUCUAUAAACUAAGAAACAACAAAACAAAGCCUUUGCUCAACUUGGUAUCCACCAAUCUUCAUGAACUCGCUGCCAAUACGACCAACAAAAGAAACGAGUCCUUUUUAUCAUUUUAUUUUGCUUCUUAUGAUCCUAUUCAUCGGUUUAUCUGGACUUUACCUGAUUUUUCUAGUUCAAACCAUUAUUUUAGAGUCAAGGAUGCUUAUGUGUCUCAUGGUAAGCUUGUUAUUCGACCUUAUGACAACAACAAUCAGACCCUAUUGGCUUCAUUAUGGGAUAUUAGAAAAAGCUUUCCCCCGACAAGAGCAGGUUCUUUUUCGGGUGCAAGUGAAUAUGUUCAUGUCCAAUCUAGAGAAUUCACCUUACAUCAAUCUGGUUGUAUCUUGGAUUCAUGUCUCAUACCUUAUCAUAUGGAGAAACAACAGAUAGAAUACAAAAGACAGGAAAAUACAGUGCUCAAAAGGCCUCAUUUACCACCCAAUUACAUUAGACAGAUACCAUUUACCAAUCCAUCUUUCAUGCCUACUUAUCCAGAUCCUAUCUGUGGCUUCUUUUUUGUGGAACGAUUGGCUAUCAGUAUCCCCACUUUUCUUGAUCUCUUUUGUUGUAAAUAA